Messenger RNA from Benincasa hispida (wax gourd), 1494 nucleotides. RefSeq lists its product as uncharacterized. The record is from RefSeq and is a predicted model, not a curated record. NCBI's taxonomy places the organism in Eukaryota, Viridiplantae, Streptophyta, Magnoliopsida, Cucurbitales, Cucurbitaceae.
AUGGGUUCUUCAAUGGCCUCCCUUCUUAUUGCAAUCUUUGUUGUAGCUCUAAGCUUGCCAUCAUCGUUAGCUGGAGAUUACGGUUACUAUUUCUCCCCACCACCACCUUCUACAUAUAAGUCGCCGCCGCCGCCGAUUUACUAUACACCUUUACCACCAAUUUAUAAAUUUUCUCCACCUCCUUUGUACUAUUACUCUCCUCCUCCUGUCUACAAAUCUCCUCCACCUCCAAUCUACCCAUCUCCUCCACCACCAGUCUACCCCUCUCCUCCACCUCCUAUAUACAAAUCUCCUCCUCCACCCGUUUAUCCCUCUCCUCCACCUCCCAUUUAUAAAUCUCCUCCACCCCCAGUAUACACAUCUCCUCCACCUCCUGUCUACAAAUCUCCUCCGCCACCAGUUUAUCCCUCUCCUCCACCACCUGUGUAUUACUCUCCACCACCACCAAUUUACCCAUCUCCUCCACCUCCCACCUACAAAUCUCCUCCACCGCCAGUGUAUCCCUCUCCUCCACCACCUGUGUAUUACUCUCCUCCACCACCAAUAUAUUACUCUCCUCCACCAGUUUACCCAUCUCCUCCACCUCCCACCUACAAAUCUCCUCCACCGCCUGUGUACCCCUCUCCUCCACCACCAGUUUAUCCCUCUCCUCCACCUCCUAUAUACAAAUCUCCUCCACCGCCAAUAUACCCGUCUCCUCCACCUCCCGUCUACAAAUCUCCUCCACCACCAGUAUACUCAUCUCCUCCACCCCCCGUCUACAAGUCUCCUCCACCUCCAGUGUACUACUCUCCUCCUCCACCAGUCUACUCAUCUCCUCCACCUCCUGUUUAUAAAUCUCCUCCGCCGCCAGUCUACCCCUCUCCUCCACCUCCUGUAUACUACUCUCCUCCUCCACCAAUUUAUCCCUCUCCUCCACCACCUAUUUAUAAAUCUCCCCCUCCACCAGUCUACUUAUCUCCUCCACCUCCUGUAUACUAUUCUCCUCCACCAGUUUACCCAUCCCCUCCACCACCCGUUUACUACUCUCCUCCACCACCAGUCUAUUCCUCUCCCCCACCUCCCAUUUAUAAAUCUCCACCACCACCAGUUUAUCCCUCUCCUCCUCCCCCUGUUUACAAAUCUCCACCCCCACCAGUCUACCCUUCUCCUCCACCUCCUGUAUACUACUCUCCUCCACCACCAAUCUACCCCUCUCCUCCUCCUCCCGUAUAUAAAUCCCCCCCACCACCAGUUUAUCGUUCUCCUCCACCACCAGUCUAUCCCUCUCCUCCACCCCCUGUCUAUAAAUCCCCUCCACCUCCUAUGUAUUAUUCCCCUCCUCCACCAGUCUACCCGUCUCCUCCACCUCCAAUCUAUAAAUCUCCUCCACCACCAGUCUAUUACUAUCUUCCUCCACCAAUAUACUACUCCCCACCACCACCAAUCUAUUAUUCUCUAACACCACCUACAAAAUAUAUGUAUAAGUCACCUCCACCUCCAUCAUACUUUUAG